Molecule: messenger RNA, 3061 nt
Organism: Poecilia reticulata (guppy)
Lineage: Eukaryota; Metazoa; Chordata; Actinopteri; Cyprinodontiformes; Poeciliidae
Source: RefSeq, a predicted model, not a curated record
CAACCUCCGUAAAGGUCUGAAAAUCAGCCGCUGUCUCUUUUUGCUCUACUGUGAGACAAACCCGCCCACCAGGCCACGUCUUUAUGUGCGUGGUUAACAAUUCUUUAGCUUCUUUUCAGAUAAAAACAACAGGUAUGCUCCAAAAUCAGAAUCGGCAGGUCAGGCUUUUUAAAGAUUGGUGAUCGACCAGAAAACUGCAAAAAACGCUGCUUGUUUGGAUGGUUGACCAGGACAGAAGCCUUUUUUUUCUCUCAAAAGAAUACGGCAGCGCAAUUUCUUUUUGCAUCUGAAUUAGUUAUAAGCAGAGGAGAGAUUAAACCAAAGUAGAGAUGUUCAAUGUUUCAUGAAAAACAAAGUUUCCAAGCACAGUGGUGGAGGGGUGUUGAUUAAUGAACUCCAUAUCAAAGUUGUCUGGAGAUAAACGUGAGAACAUCAAACCAAAAGUCAACGCUUUAAUUAAUUUCCUCAUACAAUUGACAAAACAACGUCGUACAGAAGACAGUUCCAUAGUUUUCUGCACAUUGCUUUUCUAUUUUGGCUUAAUUUGUGUUUGGUAAAUAACGAYAGUUGUAGUACGCCUCAACGUGUAAGAAAAGUGUGAGACUGAAGCUAGAGUCUGAGUCUUUUUCCUGGCUGCCUCUGGUUCCACGGAGAGUUUUAAAGUUGCUACUUUAGACGAAGGAGCGAGAAAAGUCAUUUCAGUUACAGUGGAACAACAUCCGAGGACGCGGCUCAGGCAGAUUCUUGUCCUGUGGUUUGAACUGGAUUCACUGGUCAUGUGASGUAAGGUGAGGCCCGCGUGCUAAAAGUACCAAAACGACCUCCAAAGUGAAAGAUGCAGCCUCUUGAGGAAGCCCGCAUGUGGCUGUGUUGUUCAACAGCUCCUUCUCCUCCGUAGGAGUGCCUCUCUGCUGCCCCCUGGUGACCAUGUGGAGCGUGAGCGCCGUGAUCCUGGCCCUGGCCGCCGUCGCCCUCGGCUCGGCAGACCCCGACACGCAGAGACCGCGACACGACUCCAACUUGGAGAUCUACAAGCGGCUGUUUGAGACGAAGAGGAAAGAUCAGCUGAACGCCCUGAAGAACCUCGUGGAGCUGAAUGACAUCAACCAGCAGUACAAGAUCAUAGACAUCAUGCUGAAGGGGCUUUUCAAGGUGUUGGAGGACUCCAGACAAAUCCUAGUGGCAGCUAACAUGCAGCCCGAUGACCCCUUCCCCCUGGAUGAUAAGAUCAAAGAAGCUUACUCCCAUGUGGUGGAGAACACGGCGUUUUUCGGCGACGUGGCGCUGCGCUUCCCACGCAUCGUCCACCACUACUACGACCGCAACGCCGACUGGGGAGGGCUGCUGCGUUGGGGGCUGAAUUUCUGCAACCAGACCGGAGUUUUCACAGGAGGAGCCCACCAGCAUGUCCUCACACUCAUGUCACAGGAGCUGGGAAUCACGGAGAAAUCCCCAGAUUUUAUAAAUCCAUACCGCACAGAGAGAGACGACGUUCUUCACACGGCCGAAGCUUUCCAGAAGAUCCUGAGGGAGGAGGAGAAGAGGAGGAGGAAGGAGGAGAAGAGGAAAGAAAUCCGGAAAGGCCCCCGCAUCUCCCGCUCUCGCUCUGAGCUAUAGCGCCACCCCUCGGCGGUGGCGAGGAGCCAGAGAACAGGAGCGGGAGGAUCUGGAGGAGCGAACACAGGGGUCCACACGGAGUGGCCCGACAUGCAGACUGCGACGACGGUGAAGGGAACAACAGCUCCCGUCCAUUGUACCAUACAGAAGUGAAGGCGCUCCGACGGAAAGAACGGAGGAGCCGUUGGUGCGACACAAUAACGCGUUUAUUCAGAGGUUAGUCAGGUUCUGAUCGAGGCUCGACAUCGGCGCCGAUGUCUAAUUGGAGAAUCUAACUUUGUGCUCCGGAAGGAUUCUGGGAAAACAACGGAAAGUCAAACCUACAGAGGCGGACGCAUUUAUUGGCACGCCUGGUAAAGAUGUGGAAAUGCAUCUUUUAGAAAAACCCUAAUUCUUGCUUAAACCUGCUUCGAGUGUUUGUCGCUGAAAAUCCCAAACUCAGUUAAAGUCUGAGCKUGUUUACAUUUGUGAUGUUAGAACCUAAAAAGGCUUUUUCUUUCUUCACUCCCAAACAACUGAAAACGGUUAAUUUAAAUUGAUGAAUUUAAAAAAAAUAAAAGUAUAAAAAAUUCCUUUUGCAUUGUUGUUUUAAAGAGAUCGCUACAAGCACCAAUAUUUGUCCUCUACUGAUUUUGUUAAAGAAUUAAACUGAAUAAUAAAAUUUAGCAACAUUUUCUUAGUGCUAAAUCACACUGCUGCGUUGAAAAAUAUAAAUUUAAAGCAGUAAACACAUCUUUACCAGGGGAGCCAACAGAUUUUUCCAGUUUCCUGCACUGUAUUGGGUUAUGCGGUAACUGAACUUUGGCAUAUUAUUCAUUUAAAAAGUUUACUUCAGAACUGUACAAACCCCUAAUGUAUUGUCUGGUCCAGAUCUAAUGUGUGUAAAAUCCCAUAGGCUUUAAAUAUGUGUCGUUAUUUAAAUGAUAAAUUUGACCUUGUUUUAACAUUGGCCUGUUUUGUAGUGAGAGAUGAGCUCAACUACUUUGUCAUUUUGAGGGGUACUUUUUUUUUGUGAAAAUGAAAAAUCAACCUGUAAUUGCUGCUUAAAGUUGUGGGGACGGCUCUUAUUUUGUUUGCCUGAAAAAAAACAACCUUUAUAAUGUUUUUAUUAUUUUGAAGGGGAUCUGCUCCAUUUGCAUUCUUUUUUUUACCUUGUAUUUGUUUGUGCUUGAAAGAUUCUUUACAUUUCUUUUUCUGUUUCAUCAGGAUAUAAAUUGUGGGCCUUCACCUUGUCUCUGUUCAACAUGUUUCUUGUUAUCUUGAGAGUUGUCUAUAAUUUAAUGCUUUAUAUCUAUGAAACUGAAGAUCGGUGUAAUUUUUAAAGUGGUAGAGCGACUGUUAUAAAAAAAAAAAAGUUAUAUGUAUAUUCAGAGAAACGAUAUCAUUGCUGCAAGACCAACAAGCCAUUUUGUUAAGACAUGAAAUAAAGUGAUUCUGAAAUGUU